Messenger RNA from Lactuca virosa, 282 nucleotides. The record is from the annotation of a GenBank genome assembly. NCBI's taxonomy places the organism in Eukaryota, Viridiplantae, Streptophyta, Magnoliopsida, Asterales, Asteraceae.
AUGUGCCCCCAGGCCCCUCCGAAGUCUCCCUACCCUAUGUCAUCACCACCCGCGAAUACCUCCUCUCUACGCCUUAGAAGUCUGAAUUACUUCGAUUCAUGUUUCAAGCUUUUACUUUACGCAUAUCGUGCCCACCGCCACCGACAUCAUUUCUUUCAUCUUGAAGAACCCGCCAGGGUUUAUGCAUAUCAUCGGUCGUCAGAUACCUCUUCGCUAAUUGUCCCUAGCAGACUGCAUGACCAGAUUUUCUUGACUACUAUGGAGGGUAUCUUUGACUACUAG